Messenger RNA from Tachysurus vachellii, 2807 nucleotides. RefSeq names its product kelch repeat and BTB (POZ) domain containing 12 (gene kbtbd12). Gene Ontology annotation, molecular function: protein binding. The record is from RefSeq and is a predicted model, not a curated record. Bases 207 to 2093 code for a protein of 628 amino acids. The transcript has 6 exons. Lineage: Eukaryota; Metazoa; Chordata; Actinopteri; Siluriformes; Bagridae.
CUUGCACUGUCACAGACACAGUGUGUGCGUAUAGAGUGUAUGUAAUGGACUACUUGCCUGGUUAAGGUGAAGAAAUCUGGAAGCAAGUUCUCUGAUAACCUGUCCCUGCCAUUUAUAUGAGAUGACUUCCAAAAUGUCAGUAGCUUAAUAGAAACCAUUGAUUCAGGUGAAAUAAUUAGAAAAACAAAUCCCUAACAAGAAACAGAAUGGAUCUGAGAGCUAAGCAUGGUCUGAUGUUGUUGGAACAGCUGAAUCGCAUGCGUGAAGCUGAACAGUUGACAGAUGUGGUACUAGUUGCAGAAGGCAUCAGCUUCCCAUGUCAUCGGUCAGUUCUUGCUGCAUUCAGCCCUUAUUUCCGGGUCAUGUUUACCUGUGGCCUGCGUGAAAGUACAAACCGCCAGGUGGUACUGAGAGACAUGCCAGCUCAAAGCUUAGGCCUCUUGCUGGAAUACAUGUACAGCUCCAAGCUUCCACUUUCCCCAGACAAUGUACAGGGUAUCUCAGUUGCCGCAUUCCUCUUGCAGAUGGAUGAUGUCUUUAGCCGCUGCCAGAUCUAUAUGACGGCCAACAUGGAUGCCUCCAACUGCCUUGGGAUAUAUUACUAUGCUCGAGAUUUGGGGGCUGAAGAAUUAGCAGACCAGGCUCAACGUUACCUUCGACAACACUUCACAGAGGUGUGUCACAGCGAGGAGGUGUUGGAUUUGGAAGCCUAUCAACUUGUGGCUUUGCUAGCUUCAGAUGAUCUUAAUGUGACCCGAGAGGAAACCAUUCUUGACCUAGUGAUGCAGUGGGUGAAACAUUGCUCAAUUGCUGUAAGUCUGGGGAAAGAAAAUCGUGCCAGUCAGCUACCAGAACUUUUACAGAAGGUACGCCUUCCACUGGUGAGUGUCAGCUACCUGAAGGAGACAUUGCGCCGCAACACAGCACUGCUGGCCGAUGCAGAAUGUCUGCAGAUGAUGGAGGAUGCAAUUGAAGCGGCAGGUCUGCAUCCAGAGGCUCCAGCACGACGACUGAAGCUACGUUACGGCAUGGAAACGACCGAUCUACUGCUAUGCAUUGGCAAUGAUAAUGGAGGAAUACGUUCACGUUUUGGAAGCUAUUCAGACCGCAGCUUCUGUUAUUCUCCCAAAACUGGCCGAACAUUUUUCAUCACUGCUCCUCGAUAUGCUGAUGCCCUUGGAUAUGUGUGCACUGGAGUUGUCACUGAACACAAUGACAUUAUUGUUGCAGGCGAGUCAGGGCCACGAAGAUUGGCAAGACAAAAGGAGAAGAAUGUGGAGAUUUGCAAGUAUAAUGAAGAAGCUCAGGGUAGUUGGAAGCACCUUUGUUCAGCAGAAUACCGUGACUCAUAUGCCCUGAGUUCCCUGGGAGAUAACCUGUACCUAAUAGGGGGCCAGAUGAUGCUGAAGAAUCAGUAUCUCAUCACCAACAGUGUUGCACGUUGGUCUUUACAGGGUGGCCCUUGGCGCAGUGCUGCUCCGUUACCAAUGCCCUUGGCCUAUCACAGUGUAGUCCGGAUUAAAAACUGCCUUUAUGUGCUUGGGGGGAGGACACCACAGGUUAAAGUGCUUAACACAUAUCAUGUGGAUGAGGAGCCUGACCGUAUGAGUAACCGCCUACUUAUGUAUGACCCAGAGAACAACAAGUGGGAUGAGCGCUGUCCUAUGAAAUAUUCCAAAUAUCGCUGCAGUGCAGUGGCUCUCAAUGGGGAGAUUUAUGUUAUAGGUGGCAUUGGGUGUGAGGGUGUAGAUCGUGGACAGUCACGUCGCUGUCUUGAUGCAGUAGAAAUCUACAAUAUUGAUGGGGAUUUCUGGAGAGAUGGCCCUCCCUUACCAUGGCCACUUUUAUCACUACGAAGCAAUGCACCAAACGCUGGGGAAGUGGAUGGCAAACUAUAUGUCUGUGGAUACUAUAAAGGAGCAGACCGCCAUGACAUCAUCACUAAGGAUAUCCUGCAGUUGGAUCCAUGGGAGAAUGAGUGGACGGUGGUGGUUAAACAGGCUGUUAUGCAUGACAGUUAUGACGUGUGUCUGGUGGCGAACCUUAACCCGCGAGGACUCAUGCCCCCUCCAGCUGACUUGGUGGAUGAAUAACAAAAACUAUGUAUGACAAAAGCAAACACAGUCAUAAAUUUGACAAUUUGCACACAUGAAAAUUGCAAUCUCCACAGGUGUGAAUAUAGACUGUGUUUUAUUCACUUAAGUCUGAACUGAAUACAGAUGAAAGAUAUUGUUGCAAUAUUAGUGAUUAGUGCUGAUUUAGACUGAUGGUUUCAUUUGAACUGCAUUUUCAAAUAGAACUUAAUAGAUUUUUUAGAACUGUUUUAUAACAAAAAGUAUAAUAGAUUACAGAGAGGUUCCCACGACUUACUCCUGUUUCAUGAAGCUAACAUUAAGGUGUAUUUUUAAUAUUAUCAAGCUCUAUUAAAGUGUUCUUUGGUUGCAUUAAAUAUAAGCAUGCUAUAUGGAAGAACUCUCCAGCUGCAUAACAAACAUGACUAUAGUCAUGUUUGUACUACCAUAACAAUACAAAACAAUACAAAUAUAAAGAACAGUUCUCGAACAAAUAUUUAGAAAAUCAUGUGAGAAAUAUGAAAUUCAAAACAGCAAUACAUAACCUUUUUUAACAAUCACAUAGACAAAAUGCUAAAUUGCACUAUUAUGUAAGGCAAUAAUAACAUGACUGAGUGCCCACAGGCAGCAAAGAAAUUUACUGUACUGUAGAGCUACAAAGAUCCAGUUACAGUAUAUAGAAAAUCAACCAAAACAUCCUUUAAGUCCUAAUAAAGGUCAUAGUCAAAAUUUUUU